UGCGGUACCGAUAACCAUCAAGCUAUUAUUGUCCACUUGGGCCUGUACUUUUUUCCUUAUGCAAUUAUACUUUUCUUCAUACCCUGUUGGCUACUUUUUCUUCUCCUUAUUUUACUAUAUAGUUCUGUACAUCCUGUAAACUGGAUAAUAGUUACUCUUUGCUUUCCUUCUGCUUCUAUUAUUGGUUUAGUGCAUUUUCAUGUAAUUUGUCCCAUUCUUAUCUGAGUGAUUGAUUCUUAACCGGAAAAUAAACAUUGUUUCCUGACUGCUGUUUGAUGUUUUUUCCCACUUUACUAGAUGUACACAAUCAUCUUCUUAAUUAUCAUUGCUUUAACAUUUUGAUUGCCACUUAAUUUUUAGCCAUCACUUAAUUUUGUAAAUGAUAUUGUUUCUGUUUCAAGUUUGGGGAUGACUAAUUGUCUCAUAGUUUUGUACAUUUCUUCUCACUUAAGGUCCCAUUCCUCGGCUUUUUACCCUUUACUGCUCGAGUAGAAUGUUAUUGUUGAUCAGAAGCAUUAUCACAUUCUUGAAGUGGCUCGGUUCAUCAAUGGUACUUCUGUCUUCAGUUUGUUCUGAGCUGAGAUCAUUCAUAUGCCAUGUACAUAAUAAACUGUAGAUGCUUUCUCUGUCCUCACUGGCACCACUCUCAGUUAGUGCUCUCUAUAUAUAUUCUUAUUUUAAUUUUUGAGUCUUUGGGCGCAUGCGGUUCAUUCAUAUUUGCACCUGUAAAUGCAAAACGUUUGUUUCUUGUUUUAUUACAUGUUCCUGUUUGCGCUUUAAUUGCAAAAAUAAGGGUUAUUUGGUUAUGUUUACUCAUAAGCACAGAACAAGGGUAUCAAACAUCAUGUCAUUUUCUUUGAUCACCUUCCCCAUCUUGCUGACAGUGGUCUGCCACUUCUAUAUGUUCUGUAGUCUCACAUUUCUUGAUAUUUGCCCUCUUCUCGUUUCUUCUCAUGUUGAUCUGAUUGAAACUCCCCUAUUCAUCUUGCUACUGCUAAGUCCUGUGUCAUUCUUCUUCUUUUAUUUGUGCUUAUGGUUUACUAUAUCCUGUAGCUGUGUUAGCCACAUCCUUUGGUUCUUCCAUCAUGCCUUCAACUGUUGAUCUUCUUACUUUGGUUGCACCAUGACUUUUGUCAACUUGAUAGGCUAGUGUCUCUUGCUAUUAACAACUUCCUCUAUAGUUCUUUAGAAAGAACUAUGAAUUUAUUUUCAGGUUGCAAUUAUCUCAAAGAGGCAAUAAGCUAUAUUUGUGGAGGCUGAUGUGCAAUAGGAUCCCCAAUUACGGGCUUCUAAUUUUUGUUGUUCUGUCUAUAAGAUCCAUACCUGAUUUGAUGGUUCCUUGGAGUGUAAUACAGGCUUUUGGACACUCACGGUCUCAAGAGCAUGACAAUUUUCUCUUUUGAGAAGAAAGGGUAUGAAGUAUGACAUUUGUUACAAAAUGACAUUCAUUUUCCUUGCCAAGAUGUUGCCAUAAUAACCUAAUUGUUGUGGCAUAGUUAUCAAUGGGCACGUUGUCAACUAAACAUGAAAAAUAGAUUUGUCCAUAGGGAUCUUUAGAAGGUUAGCUCAUGCAACCUUCUCCAAUUCUUUUCAUGCAGAUCUUUCCGGAGGCCUUUUUUGCUGCUUUUUUUUUUGUAAUAUGCAUGACCAGGUUCUGUUUGUUCACACCUAUCCUGGAUGAACUGUCCAUGGGUUGCUCUUCUUCAGCCGAUCAUUCAUGCUUUUAAAUUCAACCCAUCGAUAAGAACCUUUGAGAUAAAGGAUCUCAGCCACUUUGAGGCUGUGGCUAAAAUUGUGGUCCAUCGGCACUUCAAUUCACAACUAGACCCGGAUAUGAUUUGUGCUAUUGCUGAAAUUUCAAGUGGCAGACAAAUUGUUGCACAGCAGUAUGAUCAGAAGAAUAAGGAGAUAAGAAUCGGGAUCAUGCAGGUUGUUCCGGAAAUUGCAGAAUGGCUAGUAAGGGAAUUGGGCUACAGGAAUUUUAAUAUUGAGGGAAACCCAGCUCUGCUCUACAGGCCUUUUAUAAAUGUAUACUUUGGUGCGGCUUAUAUAAAGUGGCUGUCCUGUUGUGAUGGGAAAGAAAGAAGUGAAGAAUUUGUUAUUAGAUCUUACAAAGGGGGCAUAAAGAAGGCAAGUCACAAAUCAACAAGGGACUACUUCCAACGCUAUCUAUCUGUCAGAGAGAGUUUGACACCCAAGAGAGAACAAGGAAUGUAUGAUAACAAUUCCUUUUCUCGGGAGACUUUGAGUACUCGUACAAUUGCAGGUGAAGAAUGGAGUUAUUGGGACUCAAGAGUAUCUCCUCCGGACAUGGAAGAACUGUGGAAUAAUCCUAAUGUUUUAAUGGAGUGGACAAAAUCUGGCGAGAGGCGCGGCAAAGUACGUUUUUCACAUAACAGCGAAAAUAAACCGUAUCUUUCUCGAGUUGAGGUGAAGGCUGUUGCAGAAAUCAUUAUUUCACGGUAUUUCAGUUCAAGAGGAGUACAAUCUACAGCUUUAGCUGCCCUUGCUGAGGUAGUUGGCAUGCGCUUUGUGAAUGGUGUACGUGCACGUACAGGUUUAAUGGGAAUUGACUAUGCUACUGCUGCUUGGCUAUACAAGGAUCUUGGCUAUAGGGCAUAUGAAGUCAAAUCUGUGGAUGACCUAUACAAUCCAUUUGUGUCUAUGUACUUUGGUGCAGCCUACCUGUCCUGGUUGUCAGAAUACGAAGGGAGGCAAAGAAGUCACAAUUUUAUUAUUCAAGCUUAUCUGGGAGGUCCGGAGAAGGUUAAUCUUCAGGAAACAGGCCCAUUUUGGACCAAGUUUCAGGAGGCCUUAAGCUACUAUGAUGACCCAAAAAAGGAUUCUGGGAGUUGCUACAUUUUAUGAGACAUCUGGUUGUUGUUUCUACUGUAAAUUGGGCAGAGGAAUUGUACUGUGGAAAUUCACAAAUUGGCUGACUUGAGGUUGCAGGAUCAAAAAUUGAGGGCCCCUCUCACUCUUUCCCUUGGAGAGAGGGAUACGGUUUUAUUGGGUGCCAGUGCCCGAUUUCUCGAAGAAUGUUUAUUGCUAGUUAGUACAUCUCUCUCAAAACCAAUGAAGUUGUCUGUUUUUUCUGUUGUAAAAUAUAGUUGAAAUAAAACCAAUUGUACACAAUAUGCUUCUUAUGAUUUAUUAACCUUUAUCAUCAAUUAAAGAAAUUUUCUUUAUUGUGAUAGAAAA
Phoenix dactylifera (date palm) is the source of this 3201-nucleotide messenger RNA. NCBI's taxonomy places the organism in Eukaryota, Viridiplantae, Streptophyta, Magnoliopsida, Arecales, Arecaceae. The record is from RefSeq and is a predicted model, not a curated record.